Messenger RNA from Paramuricea clavata, 7613 nucleotides. The record is from the annotation of a GenBank genome assembly. Lineage: Eukaryota; Metazoa; Cnidaria; Anthozoa; Malacalcyonacea; Plexauridae.
AUGGGUGAAGACACAUUGAAUGAUGAUGUUUUAAUGGCAGUGAAAGCAAAAUUGCAAAAUGCAAAACUUCCAAUAUACAAGUAAGUUUAUAUCCUAAUGUAAAUCACAGUCACCAUUAGGCAGGGUCUGAAAUUUUAUUUUUUUUUAAGUAUCCACAUGGAUACCAAGGUUUUAAAAUUUGGUAUCCCUCCCGAUAAUCCAGUAUCCUAAAUCUGGAUACUUAACUAGUUGGCUUUUCGUAUGCCACAGGGCCAGACCCAACAUCACUCUAAGGCUUACUCUUAGUCAACUACGUCAAGCAUUUUCGUCCAUCGCAUUUUAUGUUUAAUAUACUAGAAUCCUAAAAGGAACUUAUACAGUUCAAAUAUUCAAUUUCUUAACAGUUAACAGGGUUAUUUAAUUAUAAAUUAAAGUCUAAGUGUCAACUUCUCUGAUUUUUAAUGCUAUCAGUAUGCACUCAAAUGGGAACUACAGCGUCAUUAUCAUCAUCAUUGGCUGUAUUAUCAUGAAGACCAUUGCCUGCAUCAGGAGUUUUGGUAGUUUUAAUUAAAUAUUUUUUACAUAAUAUCACAAGAAAGCAUGGAUUAUUUACGAGUAUUUUAGUUCAUGACGGCAGCAAAAAAAAUGUAUUUCUUUUUUGCUAACUAUCGACCUUCAAAUUUCCUUACAAUCUUCUUGACUUUUCUUCACGUGCCCGCGAAUACCGCCUGCUACGCAGGCUAGACUUUUCUUGAUUUCAAAAAGAUUCUUUUCAAUGAAGUCUGGACCAUUGAACUAUAAAUAAACUGGAAGGCUAACUGCUAUGAUGAAGGCCUAUGAUUUGAUGAAGCCAAAAUAGUUUUUCUGAGUUAUGAGCAGAAAUACUUGACCCCAAACGUCGGGCUAUAUAUCAAAUUGAAGCUAUUGAAAAUUGCUAUUCGGUGUGGAAAUUUCAAGACUUCGGCGAAAAGAAAAAUAUUUAAAAAAUACGAAAACAACUGCAAAACGGCAAAUUAUCGGUAAUUAUGUUUGUAGUUUUUCAAUAUUUCCCUUUUAGCUAAAGUCUUAAAAUUUCUACACCAAAUAGAGUUUUUCAAUAGCUUCAAUUUGAUAUAUAGCCCAACGUUCAGUGUUGAGUAUUUCUGCUCAUAACUCAGAAAAACUAAAAUGCACUGGCUUCAAUUUCCCCCCCUGAGUUAGCCUUCCAGUUUAUUUAUAGUUCAAUGGUCUGGACAGUUGUUUCAAUGUGGAAACACUAUUCAAAAUGGCGACUCGCGAAUUGAACCAUGAGUGGACUACAUGCAUAAAUACAACGUUAAGACGAAUGCUAGACUUGUGUUACAGCACUAUUUAAUGAACAAAAAUGUGGGGAGACUACUAAAACAUUAACUGCUAUCCCGUUUUUUAAAAAAAUGUGGUAUCCCAUCGGGAUACAAGUAAAAUAAACUUAGUAUCCAAACCAAAUUUCAGUAUCCCGUGGAUAUCGGGAUACCGCAAAUUUCAGACCCUGCAUUAGGUAACAGGGAGUUUUAAAAAAUGACGAAGGAAAGUCCUACACCCCUAAUUUUUGCCCGAGUCCUCAAACAUUGCAAAGUCACUAAUUGACACAAAAUUAUUUUAUAGUAUUUACCCUUUAAGUGCUAUGUGCCUGACACGCCCUAAUUUACUUUUUUACUCUGUCUAAUUCCAUACGAUUUUACUUGUCAGCCUGUCAGGGAGAGAGUGCCACUCAAUUGGCUGAAACUCCAGUUUGAUUUCUCCUUUUCUAGAUGCCCUGUAUCCGAGUGUGGGAAUACAUAAACAGGUUUAAAGGUUUUGCAUAUCAUUAAUAAUAUGCUCCUUAUCUGCACCCUAAUUGGGCAUACACAAUUUGUAAUGUUGAACUGAAUUAUUUAUUUUGUUAAGAAUUGUAUCAGACAACAUCGAUCAUGAAGUUUAUGCACGAAUUCAGACUAAAGAUCAUAAUAACCUGUCAAUUCAUUGGACACAUCAGUAUGCUGUACGAGAUAAAGUUGUUAAUCCUACCCUGGAAACUUCAUCACCACAAGUAGACCCUGAUGAUCUUCAACUGUCAGCUCUUUUGCCUGAUAGAGGUGUCCAGCAGAAUAUGGUUCACCAAUGGGCAGUUUUUGUUAGUAGAAUAGUGACAAAGUAUAUCCCGGCUUUCCAGAACUUUCAAAAGGAUGUCAUCUGGCACAUUCCACAUGAAUUCUCAAAUGAAAUGUCUGUAAAAUCUGACAUGGUAAGAGGUCUUAAGGAAUCAAUGUGAAAAUCAAUGAGAAUAAUGCACAGUUGAAUAUGUAUAGGUUAUUUUGAGGCAACGAGGGGAUAUGUGAUUUAUUCACCGAGGCGCGCAGCGCCGAGGUGAAUAAACACAUAUCCCCGAGGUGCCUCAAAAUAACGUACUUAUUUUUCACACUGCGAGGUCGCGUUAAUGAGUCAGAAAAGAAAUAAUUCUCAAUGCCAUAUUGCUUUUGCGAUGUUGUUUUUUCUCGUUUUUUGUGCUGCAAAGACAUUGCAGGUGAAUAUUAGAGGGGAUUAUCAAUUGCAGGUGAAUAUUAGAGGGGAUUAUUAAACGGAAAUUGAUUAGAGGGGAAUAUUGAAUAUAUUCCCCGACAAGAACAAAGGAAACCGAGCAGGGUGAAAAAUAAAUCCUAACAUUCUAACUCUCCCGGGAAUCUACUAAAAAUUCAUGAAAACUUCUGCUCUCCUAAUUUUUAUUAAAUUCUCCCAAUUUUUUUUAGAAUAUUCAGGAAAUAUCGCAAAAAAUCAUUGACAUUGUCUUUACCUUUUUUAUGAAGUUACUUUAUAAAUGACAACUUAUAGGAUCAUAUAUACAACAACUUAUACCCAAAAUGCAGGAAAAUUGCCAUUUCAGAUACUCAAUUUAUAUUAUUUUUUCCUAUAAGAAUAUAUUUCAACUCACUUAACAGUCUCCCUAAACUUUUACCUCAAGUGGUUGGAAUAAUGACUGUAUAUGUCUUACACGAUACAUUAUGUGACACAAAGCUAAGAUAUUAGGCAUUAAUUUGGAAUCAGCAACCCAUACAUAAUCUUAUCACCAAUCAUAUUUAUUAAUAUGAUGUAUCUUACUUGAACAUUUAUAACCCGGCCACUGUCUGGUAUACAUGUAUCAACCCAGCCAUUAACCCAUUUAGCCGCAAUGCGCCCCAUUGUGCGCCCUACUCAUAUUUUUUUUUAUUUGUCUAACACCAGACAAUUUAAUUUACUUAUCAAUGGGGAAGCUCUGUAGCUUAAUGGGUUAACUAACAAAAUAAUCGGACAAUGUCUCUAGUUAACCUAUUGAUGCAUAAUUCACCCCACUUAUAUUUUUUUUCUUGUCUAACGCCAGACGAUUUUACUCGUCAAUGGGGAUGCUCUGCAACUUAAUGGAUCAAACUGCAGUGUGCCAUAAUGCAGUCUACCUUCUUAUUUCACUCUAUCUAACACUGCACAAUUUUAAUCCUCAAGGGCCCAAGAACUAAAUGGGUUAAUGAAUAUAUGCUUUGUUUUAUAUCCUAUAGUGUUCCCUUGGUAUGGAAUUUCAUAACCCUAAUGUGGCAGCAGAAAUGGCCCAGAUCUUAAAAAGUUACCAGGCAAUUAAUUAUGUUCCAUGCCUUAAUUGGGAUGACGAACAAAUAUUCCUUUCCACAGUACCAGUACAUGGUGACCAAUUGUUUGAGGAAUGUGGACGCAAUGUUAAGUGGACAUUCAGAGAUGGGGAGAGUGAAUAUGUAUAGGUUAUUUUGAGGCAACGAGGGGAUAUGUGAUUUAUUCACCGAGGCGCGUAGCGCCGAGGUGAAUAAACACAUAUCCCCGAGGUGCCUCAAAAUAACGUACUUAUUUUUCACAAUGCGAGGUCGAAAUAAUGAGUCAGAAAAGAAAUAAUUCUCAAUGCCAUAUUGCCUUCGUUAUGUUGUUUUUUUCUCACUUUUUGUGCUGCAAAGACAUUGCAGGUGAAUAUUAGAGGGGAUUAUUAAUUACAGGUGAAUAUUAGAGGGGAUUAUUCAACGGAAAUUGAUUAGAGGGGAAUAUUGAAUAUAUUCCCCGACAGAAACAAAGGAAACCGAGCAGGGUGAAAAAUAAGAUAGAGUAGAAGGACUCCUUUCAGAGCAAUGCCGAUUGGCAUGCAAAAGUAACGCUGUACAAGGUUGGUGAUGUUGAAGUUUUUGUGGCUUAUUAGAAUGUUCCACUGAUUCAAGAAUGCAUGCAGGACGGGGGCAUAGGAAGCUUGUAAAAGUUGGGGAGCCCAGGCUUUGAUGGGCAGGGGGGGGGUGAGGUCUCAAAUUUUUUUUCCGGAUAUACCACAUUUUUCCUAAAUAUUAAUUUUCUGGAUACAUCAUAUUUUCCCGGAAAUGAAAAAAAAUUUCCCGAAAAUAACAUAAAUUCAGGUUUUCAAAAGGCAAUCCUUAAGACAUUUUUCACGCAAGAAAAGGGCUCUUUGCUCCCGGAAAAAAGGGCAAUUGGCAAAACUCCCCGGUUCCUACGCCCCUGCAUGAUGCAGGAAGUUGACAUUUAGAGUGUAGAAUGUUUAUGAAUUGUUCAAUAUGGUAGCUAAUUCUUCAUUGCUGCAUGUCCAACUUUCAAAUGUAUUAAAUUUAAAUUGGCAAUUAAGGUAUCUAACACGAGAACGACUAUCUUUACAGUGAAGCAAUGCUGUAGCAAUAAUGAGUCAAACGUAAAAAUUCAGUAUUUAAACCCAUUGACUGAAAUACAUGUAACCUGGUGUUACUCACAUUAGAUAGAGUAAUUAAUCAUAAAUUUCACUAUGCGUUUGUAGACAGAAUUCGAUAUGUUUACAAAAGAAGAAUCUGCUGGCGAGAUUGGUACCAGUAGAGCCAGUAUGAAUAGGUGUGGCAAGACCAAUGCAGCAAAAGGAGUCCAUGGUCAUUACAAUGAAUAUAAGGAUUUUCACAGUAGAGAGAUUGAGGCACAUGUUUGUGCCUCCUUCAUGGAUAUGUGCGAGAUGGUAAACAUAGAAGGUAAACAUUGUAAUGUAGAGCAAUAUAGUUUCAAUUGUUUUUUAUAACACCAGGCGAUUUUACUUGUCAAGUGGAGAGUGCUGCCACUCGAUGGGUUUAAUAUUAACAUAUACUUUAGAACUCGACACAUCACACUUUACCAUAAACUUUAAAAUGAAAAUGUUAAUGUUUAUUUUUCAUAUAUUGUUAUAUCGAUUGUUUUUUAAAGAAAUAUUAUAGAAAUUAAUGGUAGUAAUUUGCAUAUUUGCAUAAGUUGAUUUACUAUGUGCAAAAUUAAUGUUCUUUUUGUUCCUUUUAGAUGUACCAGCAUGUGAUUUUCCUGACAAAGAUGCCGACCAACAUGCCAGGUCAACAUGGUUAAUUGAAAUAUGUAAGAAGCAUGUAGAGACAUAUGUGGUUUCAUCUGAUGUAUCAAACCUUGUGGAACCAAUUGGUAUUCUGGAUGAGAAACUGAAUGAGAAAAAGUUCCCAUGUCGUUCACCUGAAUGUAACAACACAUACACAAUACAUUCAAAGAGAGUCAGGUGUGUAUUUUCAAACAACAAUUUUUUAUUUACUGAUUCGCCCAAGAUGUUGAAAUUACACAUAAAUGAAAUAAACUAUUUACAAGAGAUGGGCUAGAAGCCUACUAGAAACCAUAUGGCUUUUGUUUUAGGCCCCUAGGUUAUAAAUUUAAACUAAUUAGCAAUGAAAAUGAUAUGCAGCAUCAGUUUGAGUGCUUUUAAGAGAAAAGAAAAAGAAUAGUUAAAUAUUAUAUGAUAUGAUAUUAACCCAUUAAGUGCCAGCGCUCUCCCCUUGACGAGUAAAAUCGUCUGGCGUUAGAGUAAAAUACUAAAUUAGGCUCCAUCAGGGUGCAUCGCCACUCAAUGGGUUAACUAGACACAUGCGCAGAUAGGCCAGUUAACCCAUUAAGUGCUAGCGCUCUCCCCUUGACGAGUAAAAUCGUCUGGCAUUAGACAGAGUAAAAUACUAAAGUAGGGUGCAUCAGGGCGCAAUGCAACUCAAUGGGUUAAGAUACAUUUACAAUUCAAUUUUUGAUUUAUAGUUUUCCUAUACUUACAGGAAUAUGUUAUUCUAUUAAAUAAUAUUAUUCAGUCAUGUUAUUAAUCAUUUCAACCCUUUGUGGCAAUGCGCUCAGAUGUGCCAUACAAAUAUAUUAUUUCACUCUGUCUAAUACCAGACAAUUUUAAUAGUGAAAAGGAUAGUGUUGCCACUCAAUGGGUUUAACAGAGCACAAAAGGGACUGCAGAUCUUGGGGGGUGGGAGUGGGUGGUAGCAUGCCCCCUUAACUCUUGCCAAUACUAUAUUCCCCUUAUUACGUUUUCGUAGCGCUUUGCAUUGUGGUUAUAGUGGUAUCACUGAUGUUCAAGAUGGCUUAUUUUUUGUGCUAACCCGUGCAAGACCCGAGUCAGGUGCAUGAUAGCCAACAGCAAAAUAUUUGCGAAAACAUUCAAUAUUUUAAUUUGAGGCCGCUAUCUUUAUCAGUGAUACCACUAUAACCACAAUGCAAAGCGCUACGAAAACGUAAUAAGGGGAAUUAUCAAUUGAAAGAAAAAGUCCAUUGAUGUAUAUGGUUUAAAAUAAUGUGAUCGUAAUAGGGUGUGUUCACUUGUGUUUCCCUCAAACACUUUCCAAACACAUUUUGUAAUCACUGUAUGAACUAUAAUAGUACUAUAUGUUAUUAUGCUUGUUUUUUAGGCAUGAAGUAAUGAAUCAUGAUUUAAAAAUGGAGGUUUAUGUAGAAGAUGAAAGGGAUAAGUUUGGUUACUAUUAUUGCCAGUUUCCUUCAUGUGGACUAGUGUUUAGUACAAAGCAAACACAAAAAAGGUACAUCUGGAUUCUGUAACAGCUACAUUUGGUAUGCAUAAUUAAACAAUUAAUAGGUGUAAUGCACCAGAAUGCUCCCUACUUUAUUAUUUUACUUGUCAAGAGGAGGUGACUGCCUAUUAAAACCUAUUGAGUCACAUUGCACCAUACUUUAUUAUUUUAAUGCUAUUGUGCAGUUUAUUUAACUCCAGUUAUACAUAUUUUAAUAGACAUGAAAGGCAAUUUCAUCCAAAUGGUAAUUUUUAUGCACCACAAAUUGAGCAAGAGAUCACCACAGGGUUUGAGGAGGACUUUAUGUUCAAUUAUCACCAAGCCAAAUUGAUGUUUGGUCUCAUUCUUAUGGCAUUUGAAGAUGCUGUAAAAGAAGGCGAUGGACAGCGGUUGUUUGAAAUAUACAAGCUAUUUCUACUCUUAAAGAAAGCUAAUGGACACACAAAGUAUGCAUAUGCUACCCUCCUGUAUCUUGUAAAGAUAUGUUCAAUUUUUUCUGAGUAUGAGGCAAACAGAUUAAAGUGGAACAGGUUUUAUAAUAAUCAUGGAGGCAAAGGAAAGAAUAUUCCGCUUGACCUUAAAAAAGAACAUCAAAACAAGCAGUUGAAGAAAAUGUGGAGAGCCCUAGGACCAAACCUGAAUGAGAAAAAUGCAGCUCGUUUGGCUGGAACACUAGAUUCAGUUGAGUGUAUCAUGCAAUCUGUUGACAAAGAUUGUAAAGUAACAGAACGGAAAUCCCAUCGUGCAGUGCCAAAGAAAGAAGAGGCUGUUUACCAGCUUUUCCAAUUUCAGGUCAAACCUUUUGCCAUGCAUGGACUACAGAGAUUUACAUAG